UAUACUUUGACUAGCUUAUUGACUCUCUCUUUUACCGGUUAUUUGUUAUCUUUCCAAUUUUACAACAUUGCUUGUCAUCUAGUUCUUGACUUUUCUAAUUUUCUUACUGUCUAUGGUAAAAAUAAUGUUAAGAAGGGGAUGUGAAAGGGAAGGAUAUAGGCCAGCCAGGGGAAGAAGAGUAUCUUCCUCGAGGAGUAGAGAAAAUGGGAUAGCUAGGUUUGGAAAGAAGGUUCAAAUUCGGUUUUGGGUCGAAGUGGUUGGGUGAGUAUUGAUCGAGUUAUGAGCAAGAUUUUUUUUUGGGGUGUGCAACAAUUUGAUUCGAUCGGUCCGGUUUGAAUCGAAUGAGAAUUGUGAUCCAAUAGUGAAAGACAUCUGAUCAGAACAUCCAAUGUCUCUUGUUACUCUGGUUAUAUGUUUAAAUUUUACGGUUCUUAUUAAUUAUUGAUUCACUAAUAUGAACCGAUUAACUCGAGGGCACCAACGAGACAUAGUACUUUACAUUAGAAAGGCUCUCGCGAAUGCAGAUCAAAGAUGUCCCAACGCCGCUGCCGUCGGUCUUCUCCGUCGUCACCUUAAGCCUGUACUUUGUGCCCAGGCUCGCCGAAAACUGCGUUUCGCCGCCAUUCACGCUGACGAGCUUCAACGGUGGAUUAUUGGCCCGGCUCUGCGAGUUGUAAGUGUCGAUGGCGAACUCGGCAAUCUCCACGACGUGUUUGUCCGCCGGAUUCGUUAUCGGCGUUUACAAGCCGAGUGCCUCGACGGCGACCAGGGCUAUAGCGACGGUAAUUGUAGCGACGAGAAAGCUGUUUGUCCUCUGAUAGGUCAAAAGCGUAUAUGCCUUAAUCCUAUCUUGUAGUAAAACCGGAAAUCCGGGUAUCGUCUCUCAGGGACUGGUACAACCUUAUGAUUUAUCAAUUCUUUCGAGCAAACUAUAUGUGAAAAUGUUUAAGAGAUGAAAUUAUUAACUAAUAGCAAAAUAAUUAAACUAAUUAAGCAAAGUAAACUUGUCGAGGAAAAUUCAAUGGGAAAAAGCUCUGGGAGAAACACCGGGAUUCACUACCUAUCCUAUCCAGAUUAAUUCACAUACUCCAAUCAAUUUAAUCCAUACCUCUACAGCCAGGAUAUCACUACUGUGCUAGCUAUCCCUGUCGGGAAUUACUACGUACUAAAUAAUCAAUUCAAAUCCUACUGUCGUAGCUCAAUGAAUUAACUAUAUAGUCUGAAGAUCGAUAUCCUAUUUAAGACCGCAUAGCACCUUAUUUAAUCCACUGUCGCUUCGAUAAGUUACUAUGUCACAUGAAAUAUGUUCAGUUAAUAGGGUUUCACUGUCGCUAAUAACCUAAUCAACUACAAAUCGAUGUAUUGGUGGCCAGUCAACACAAAGCAUUAAGAAAUUCCAUGCAAUAGAGAUUGGAAGAAAAGAAUCAUAAAUCAAUCCAUCAAAUCAAGAAAUAGCUACAUCCUAUGGUGUUUCCCCCAGAAAUUGGGGUUUAGUUCAUGACGAAAUUAAGAUAAAUCGAUAGGGUUUUGUUCAUCAUGUUCUAAAUCAACAAGAAACAACUAAUUCGGUUUAGAAAAUCCAACCAACUAAUCGCUCUCGUUGAAUUCAGCUCAGGUAGCCUUGGAAAUCUCAAUCGUCGAUUGAGAAUUGCCUGGUCGCUCGAUGCCUGCUGCUGCCUUGCGCUUUCUUUUUCUUCAAGAAUAUCGCCCGAUCCUCUGGUCCUCCCAGCUGCUGCGCGCUUCUUCUUUUCUCCCUUUUGCUUCCGUCCCUUUCUUUUUUUUUUUCACAAAGAAUUCUCUCUUCCUCCCUUCAAUUCCGUUCCGCCCAAAGAAAUCCCUUCCUUUAAUUUGCUGCCCACCAAAUUGCCCAGCCGCCUACUAAUUCCUCUUGGCCCGUCCACUAAUCCCGGCCCAAGCUUUAAUCCCCAUCUUUUGUUUCUUUCUUCUGCUAGCCCAGCUAAUUCAAAGUCCCAUCGAUUUGGGCUUUGGCCCAAUUACUUGUUGUGCACUCGCUUCUUUUUCGUGCUUUCUCUACCUGUAACAUAUCAAACUCAUGGCACUAGGCAGUAAUGGUUUUUCAACCAUUUCCGGGUUAGCGAGCCCUAAAAUAGCACCAAUUGGCUAAAACAUACCACGGAUAAUCACAUAAAGUCCAAGAAUCCGAUAUAUUAAAGCCGAAUAUCACAACCCCACACUCAAUUGUUGCUUGUCCCUAAGCAACGACUCAAACGACACAAACACAUAACCAACCAUAACAAUGACACACCACAGACUCAACACUCAAAGUAAAACACAAAAUUUCCU
Linum trigynum is the source of this 2304-nucleotide messenger RNA. Lineage: Eukaryota; Viridiplantae; Streptophyta; Magnoliopsida; Malpighiales; Linaceae. The record is from the annotation of a GenBank genome assembly.